Neltuma alba is the source of this 722-nucleotide messenger RNA. Its product is annotated as cyclin-B1-2-like. The record is from RefSeq and is a predicted model, not a curated record. NCBI's taxonomy places the organism in Eukaryota, Viridiplantae, Streptophyta, Magnoliopsida, Fabales, Fabaceae. Bases 80 to 508 code for a protein of 142 amino acids. Gene Ontology annotation, cellular component: nucleus; cytoplasm. Gene Ontology annotation, biological process: proteasome assembly. The transcript is spliced from 4 exons.
CUGUUUAGUUUCGCUGUUUCUUUGCUUGGUACAGAAGUUUGUGCUGAGCCGACCAGUUGCUGAGGCAGAAGACGGAAGCAUGGAGGACGAACCGAUGACCAUCGCCCACCAAAUCGGAGGUGUCCAAAACGACAAGCUUCGUUUCGGACUUCAGGGCGUUAAGAGUGACAUCGUUGGAUCUCAUCCCCUUGAAUCUGCUCAGAAAUCUGCAAGACAAACACAGGAAUCGAUGAAGAGAAAAUGCAUUAUCAACACUUAUGGGUCUGCUUUUCCGCUGAAGAUGGACCUGGACAGGCAAAUACUUUCUAGGUUCCAGAGACCUCCAGGAGCCAUUCCAUCUUCAAUGCUGGGUUUGGAAGCUUAUACUGGAAGUCUGGAUCACAUCGGUUUUGAGGAUUAUCUUAAUGAUCCUCGGGAAUCUGAAUCUUUUCAGCCACCAGACAUGCACCAUGGAAUGGAAGUUCGCCUUGGUAUUUCCAAGGGGCCAGUCUACCCAAGUUCCAUGUAAUGAAAGCAUCGGAAUAUUCACUACAAAGAAAGGGAUGGAGCCAGCAGCAUGUUUCAUUAUAGUUUCUGUUUACUAAUUUUAGAAUGUUUUGGAUGCAUGAUUAAUGGAAACACCGAACUUGUAAUCAAAGUCAGACAGAUUCUUGUGUCUUGUGAUGCAUUUUAUACCUUCCAAACAUUUGACCACUUAAAGCUUCGGCUCUAUUUCUGCGGCU